AUGUGCUAUCUCCCAAAUACACAUUGGACGUGGUCCUUUGCGAUCGUCACACUCGUCCAAACAGUCGUAACACUCAGCCUUGAAAGUUACAUCUUCGCAAAUUUCCAAAUCCAAGAAAUCCCAAACACUAGUCCCGCUUCGAAAACUAUCCCUACGUUCCUCGCCCUAUACGGUUUCGGUUUCCUCUACGAACUUGUGCUGGUGUAUGAUGCUCUGCGCAUGAAAAAUACAAUUCAAGUCAUCGGACUGUGUCUCUGCAAUGUUGGUCUCCUGAUUUACGGCGCUGUUCAAGUGAAACAAAUUCGAGAGGCUGUCUCUACCUUGGCCUUGAUGAAUAUGAUCAGUCCGAUUGUCUGGGCUCAGUCCGAGCCGUUCCUAAUCAUCAUUCCAUGCAUUGUGGCAUUGGGGACAUUAUUGAUCACUUUCGUGGCCUAUAAACUCUACGACGAGUUUGCAUGGACAAUCUACAAGCAUAUCAGUGCCGAUCUGCAAAUGAAGCGUCGUUACCUUACCUAUCAGAUCUAUAUCGCUCUCUUGAAAUUCGAUUUCUUUUUCUUCCUGGGCUUUACGGUGCAGUUCCUCGUCUUGGUCUCCUCGGCCAGCAUGGAUGCUGAAUUUGCGCUUACUGUGGCUGCCAUCCCCGUGACCAUUCUCAUUUUGGUCUGUGGCGCCUGGUUCGUGCGCCGAGAAACCAUGGUUGGCAUGAUCAUUAUCAUUCUCCUCUUAUUCGCCGCGAUGGGAUAUUUCUGCUUCAAGCUGUUCCGGAUGUACUCCGCGCUGACUUACUUCAAAUACCUACCCGCUCGACCAUCGAUGACCUUCUUCGCCAUCAUCACCAUCAUCUUGAUUGUGAUCACUAUCGUUAACGCCUGCCUGUGCGCCCACAACUUCAACCGCGGUUUGAAGCCCCACAUCAACAAGAAGAAGAACAAGGAAGCAGAAAAGACAACCGAGCUCUCUUCAAACCUUACCCAAGUACCAUCACGGAUGAUGAUUGAUUAA
Penicillium hordei is the source of this 1002-nucleotide messenger RNA. RefSeq lists its product as uncharacterized. The record is from RefSeq and is a predicted model, not a curated record. The transcript has 4 exons. NCBI's taxonomy places the organism in Eukaryota, Fungi, Ascomycota, Eurotiomycetes, Eurotiales, Aspergillaceae. Gene Ontology annotation, cellular component: Golgi apparatus. The coding region runs from base 1 to 1002 and encodes 333 amino acids.